GCUGAGGAGGGGCCUGCCUGUCUGCAGCCUGCUGGGGAGCAACCACCACCUUGCACAGCCGUGCUCCCCUGCAGCUGUGUAAACCCCCACUUUUUAUCUGAACAGACUUGCAGAGCUGUGUGUGAGCCGUGGGAGGUCACCCCAAAGCCGUGGUUCUGGUGGCUCUCCCUGUAGGUGGAUGUAGGAUUUGUGCCGCUGUCGGUGUCCCUGGAAGGGCUUCAUGCCUUCAGCUGAGUCAGUCUGAGCAGCACUGACCUCGGGAUUCCCAAAGGACAUUGCUGGAGCGAGGGAUCCUGGUGACAAUGUCCUGCUGCCCCAGGCCCUGGCACUCCUUGGGGUGGCACUGGGAUGUCACCAGCAGCACUUUGAUAUGCCUUGAGAGCUUCAGAGAAGAGAUGGUCCCCAGAGAUGCUUAUCCCAAACCACUCAGUGAAGGAGAAGCUACGCCUGGACCCUGACAGUGAAAUCGCCACCACCGGGGUCCGAGUGUCCCUCAUCUGUCCGCUGGUGAAGAUGCGCCUGUCGGUGCCGUGCCGGGCCGAGACCUGUGCACACCUGCAGUGCUUUGAUGCCGUCUUCUACCUACAGAUGAAUGAGAAAAAGCCCACAUGGAUGUGCCCUGUGUGUGACAAACCUGCCCCCUACGACCAGCUCAUCAUUGAUGGGCUCCUGUCCAAGAUCCUGACAGAAUGUGAGGAUGCAGAUGAGAUCGAGUACCUGGUGGAUGGCUCCUGGUGCCCCAUCCGAGCCGAGAAGGAGCGGAGCUGCAGCCCCCAGUGUCCCAUCCUGGUUCUAG
Molecule: messenger RNA, 796 nt
Organism: Zonotrichia albicollis (white-throated sparrow)
Lineage: Eukaryota; Metazoa; Chordata; Aves; Passeriformes; Passerellidae
Source: RefSeq, a predicted model, not a curated record